AUGGUUCUGUACAUUCAAAAUGUACCGAGUGCUUGCACAAGCAAAAACACUAUUGACAUGGUUGACGAUAUUGACAUUAAAGAUUUUCGUGAUGAUCCUUUAGGGUGGACAAUGAAACUACUUAAGCAUCCAUUCCGUGAAUUCUCGAUGGCUGCGGUACAGGCAAAUGAAGAUAUGGAAGAUUUCAUCCAGGUUGAGAUUGGCAACGAUGCACUUUUUGUUGGAAUAUAUGAUGGCCAAAAUGGCGUCAUUGCUUCCGAAUAUAUGAGUAAUAGCUUCUUCCCGGCUCUAUUAUGGAUACUAUAUAUCGCUAACGUUGGAGACUCCCAUGCUGUAAUGGGUUCUUUGGGUCCAUUUGAUAUACUCCGUGUUUGGCAGUUGGGAGGCAGAUGUAUAGGAAAUGCAUAUUUGAAGCGGGCACGUUUCACUUUAAUGCCAUCUUUCAAAGUACCGCGGACAGAACUCGCACCUUCUGAUUUUACCCGACCCUUGCUAUCAACAGAACCCAAGAUAUAUUCAAGGGUCUUAAGAGACAACGAUAAAUUCAUCAUAUUUGGAUCUGGUGGACUUUGGAAAUUACUGACAAAUAAGGAAGCGGCUAAAAUUGUUAACACCAAUCCACGACAAGGAAUUGCAAAAAGACUUGUGAGGAUUGCUCUAGAGAUUGCAGCUAGACAAAAGAAUAUAAGCUAUAGUGAGCUUUUGAAGGUUUCUAAGGAUCCAAGUGUUUCUGUUGAAAGAACAAGGCGGAGUUAUCAUGAUGAUAUCUUUGUGACUGUUGUGUUUCUCGACAAAAAGCCAGAUAUAGAUAUGUCUGUGAUGCCGAAUGUGAUCCCCUCAGUGCCAAGGAUCAAUUCCUUCAGAAGCUUCUAUGACAAGGCUCUUUUUUCCAAUUUUCGUUUUAUGUAUACUCGUGAUCGUGAACCAAUGGUUAUUCAUUCGACUUUAGCAUCGGAUGCUAUUUUAUAUUGA
Molecule: messenger RNA, 972 nt
Organism: Vicia faba (fava bean)
Lineage: Eukaryota; Viridiplantae; Streptophyta; Magnoliopsida; Fabales; Fabaceae
Source: the annotation of a GenBank genome assembly